AAGGUGGCGGAGCCGCCGCCGGCCGGGUCGCGGGAACCGAGAGGCGGGGGCAGGGGCGGGGGCGGCGUCGCCGCGGUGCUGUCCCCGCGAGGCCGCGGAGGGCGCCGUGGGCCGGCCGCCGCUCUGAGCAGCGCGUCCCGGACGGCGUGCGGGCGCGGGGCGACGGCGGCCCCGCAGCGACAUGUGACCAUGGACCGCAGGACCAGGGAAAAUCCAGAAAGAACUUUUGACUUGGUAUUGAAAGUGAAGUGUCAUGCCUCUGAAAAUGAAGAUCCUGUGGUAUUGUGGAAAUUCCCAGAGGACUUUGGAGACCAGGAAGUUCUGCAGAGCGUGCCCAAGUUCUGUUUUCCCUUCGAUGUGGAAAGGGUGUCUCAGAAUCAAAUUGGACAGCACUUUACCUUCGUCCUGACAGACAUGGAAAGUACGCAGCGGUUUGGGUUCUGUAGGCUCACGUCUGGAGGCAGGAGUUGUCUGUGUAUUCUUAGUUACUUGCCAUGGUUUGAAGUAUAUUAUAAACUUCUAAAUACUCUGGCAGAUUACUUGGCCAAGGAACUGGAAGAGGAUUUGAAUGAAACUCUUAAAUCACUCUAUAACCACCCAGUACCAAAGGCAAACACUCCUGUCAACUUGAGUGUGAACCAAGAGCUCUUUAUUGCCAGUGAGCAAGUUCUGAAAGAUGACCCCUCACUAAUGCCGCACUCCUGUUUCAUCACACCUGACAUAACUGGACUCCCAACGAUACCCGAGAGUAGAAACCUGACGGAGUACUUUGUUGCUGUGGAUGUGAACAAUAUGCUGCGACUGUACGCCAGCAUGCUGCACGAGAGACGCAUCAUUAUUACCUCGAGCAAAUUAAGCACUUUAACUGCCUGUAUCCACGGAUCCGCUGCUCUGCUCUACCCGAUGUACUGGCAACACAUAUAUAUCCCUGUGCUUCCUCCACACCUGCUGGACUACUGCUGUGCCCCAAUGCCAUACCUGAUUGGAAUACACUCCAGUCUCAUAGAGAGAGUGAAAAGCAAAUCAUUGGAAGAUGUGGUUGUGUUAAAUGUUGACACAAACACGUUAGACUCACCGUUUAAUGACCUGAACAGCCUGCCCAGUGAUGUGGUCUCGGCCUUGAAAAAUAAGCUGAAGAAGCAGUCCACUGCUACGGGAGAUGGAGUGGCUCGGGCCUUUCUGAGGGCACAGGCAGCUUUGUUUGGCUCCUACAGAGACGCUCUGAGAUACAAGCCUGGCGAGCCCAUCACCUUCUGUGAGGAGAGCUUUGUAAAACACCGCUCCAGUGUGAUGAAACAGUUCCUGGAGACUGCGGUUAACCUCCAGCUCUUUAAGCAGUUUAUUGAUGGUCGACUGGCAAAGCUUAAUGCAGGAAGAGGUUUCUCUGAUAUAUUCGAAGAAGAGAUAACUUCGGGUGGCUUCUGUGGAGGGAGCCCGCGGUCAUAUCAGCAGUGGGUGUAUACAGUCAAGAAAGGAGGUGCACUGUUCAACACAGCAGUGACCAAAGCUACUCCUGCUAUGCGGACGGCGUACAAAUUUGCAAAGAGUCACGCCAGACUGGGACUGAGGGAGGUGAAGAGCAGGCUGAAGCACAAGGACAAUGAGGAAGAUUAUGGGACCUGUUCUGGCUUGGUACAGUACACACCAGUUUACACAUCACACAGUGAGAAAGGAGAGAGCAGAGAGAAGCAGAAGUUUUCCCAGGCACCGUUGAGAAGGCGUCAUCAGAGCCGUGAUGGUGCCCUGUAUGAUGAGGACGAUGACACUGAUCGGGCAAGCAAGAUAUCUUCUGAGGAUGGGGAAGAAACGUGUGCUUAUUUCUACGAGAGCGACGACUCUGUCGAAGCACAGGUGAAGGCUCCUUACUCGGGUGAGAUGGACUUACUGGGCGAGAUCCUGGACACCCUGAGCACACACAGCUCUGACCAAGGAAAGCUGGCCCCAGCAAAGAGCCUGGAUUUCUUCAGAUCCAUGGAUGACAUUGACUACAAACCUGCGAACAAGUCCAGCGCUCCCAGUGAGAAUGAUUUGGCCCUACUGUGUGCGUCUGGAGACCAGGGGGAGUGGCAUCUCGGGCAGGAUGACAGCGCCCUCCAUGGCAAGCACCUGCCUCCGUCCCCCAGGAAACGGGUUUCCUCCAGUGGGUUGACAGAUUCUCUGUUUAUCCUGAAAGAGGAGAACAGUGAGAGGCCCCUCUGUGCUGACAGUGUAAGUGGCCCUACUGUAGUGGCAACGCCAGGGUUGGGUUUCCAGCCAGCUACCCCUGAAGCUUUCCAAACACACAAAGGAACAGCAGAAGUGAAGCAAACACUAAGUCAGGCUUCAGAGGAUCUGCUGGUACCUGGCCCCGGGAGCCGCCAGUCCACUUUUGUCCCCUGGGAGAAAGCUGGGAAAGAGGAGAAGCCUUCAAAAGACGUUGGACUGCUCCAAGAAGUAGUGUCAUUGUGUCACAUGUCAUGUGACUUCCAACAAGGUUUAAACAUUUCAGAAGAAAGCAGAAAUGAAAACCAAACCUAAGGAACCAGUAGUGGGUCAGUUGCUCGCCUCUUGGCUUCUCCAGAGACAUGUGGAAUUACUUCCCUGUGAUGGGAACAGUAAAGAGAGUCACUGAUAGGAAUGACAACCCUUCGUGCUGUCUGUCUCGUUGGUUUUCCCUGUUGUUCAUCUCAUGGAUCUAUAUUACCCAUUGGUUUCCCGCAUAAAAUGAAUUCUACUGUGCUGUUAAAUCAGGUACUAAUUUGUACAUAGGCUGAAAGUGUGUUAUGAAGUUAAGCUUUCCCAGUAUUUGGUGCUUAAUGCUGUUCGUUUUAUUUAAACUAAGUGCAUAUAUAACCCCUACAUACCGCCAGUAGUUACCGUACUAAUCUGGCUGAGCAUGAACUGAUCAAGAUGUCAAAAACUGAUCAAAAAUAGCCUGAUACUGAUGAAACUGUUAACCCACUAAUUGCCUUAAUCUUCCAGUUAUGUUAAGCAUACAGAAAACAUGCGAUACUACAUACAAAGCUUGACAGAGGAGUUAUCUUGCCCUGCAGAGCAAUAAUGCCUUUUUCUAUCAUGAAUUAAGCUUACCAUUCUUUUCAAGAUUAAAUGCACUCUAACAGAAAUAAUUUGCUUUUUAUAAAGACAUGUAGCCAUGUUUUCCAAACAACGUGAAUGUGUAUAUUUUCCUUUUAGUGAACUAUAAUAAGUGCUGAAUUACAAUGUGAAGUUAAAAGCUUCUGCUUACCACGAAGCCCUUCAGACAAUGUUCGAUCUCCUGUACAUGUUAACUAUGGUCCACCUCCAGAAAGCCAAAUGCCCUGCAGAGUCCAGAUAGGCUGUUGUUCUGCUCUUCCUGUAACUGACAUGCUGUGAAGAUGCUCAUAGCCUUAUUGUGUGUUUGCUUUUUUAAAGAAUUAACUUUGUAUUUUAAAUGUUCUAGAUUUAUAGCAAAAUGCAAAGAUGGUACUGAGUUCCCAUCUGCCCUGGAUCCCGUCUCUGCUGUUGUCAGCAUCCUGUUAGAAGGUGCUGCAUUUGCCAUAUCAUUGACCCACCACAUGGUAUUCAGAGCUCUGGCUGUUCCCUGCUGUCCCCUCUCUGUCCCCUUAUCACCUUAGAGUUCUAGAUUGUGUUCUGUGAUCAUGUCCGCCGAGGCUCUCCUCACCCUGUCACUUCACUUCUUAGUUGUGGUGGCCUUGAAGUCUUCAGGAGUAUGGAUCAGCUGUCCAGCUCCUGGACUGUAUAUAAUACUGUCCUCAUUAUUACACUGAGAUGAUUUCGGUUUGAGGGAGACGAUCACAGAAGAAAAGUGCCCUUGUCAGUGUGUGAAGGGGUGUGUUGCAAGCAUGUGCCAUGCUGUGUUGACUUUGAGCACCUGCUGGGUCCUCCGCUCUGAAUGUGUCCCCAUACCUGUUCUGUGCAUGCAAGCAGGAGGAAUGGAGGGAAGGGAGAGAGGAAGGGCAGGCACAAUAGGGUUCUUUAGGACAGACAAGUAUAGGAACACAUCGCUUGUAAUUCUUUGUGGAUCCUGCCUCCAUCAGAAUUACUGUUUAGCUUUGGAGUACAUCUGAAAGCACAUGCAGACCCCUCCCUCGUGCUAGGGGUGCAGAAAGCUUGUUUGACCAUGCCAUGUUUCUAAUCUGUGCAUCCUCAAAUGUGAUGGUUGCUUUGUAGAAAAUGUUUGCAAAACCAUUGAAGAACUCCGAUAAGGCCAUGCUCUAAAGUAUUUACUUAAGGAAUAUAAUUUAGCUAGAAUUUUAGGACGUUUGGUUAGCAUAGUCCUUAAAAUAUUUACACAGGUCACGUCUUAAAACUGCAUUCCAAAAUAUAAAUAGGUAGUUUUCCUUGAGGUAAUGAUCCCCUCACUUGUAGUGGACGAUGGAGCUUGUCCUGUGAAGAUGGGCUUAUUAUAGAAGGGUAUAUUUAAUCCUUAUUUUUACACAGUAAUAAUAGCAAGGUUGUGAGAUUUUGCCUGUGCGUGCUCUUCAUUAGUCCCAGUUUACUGAAAUAACAGAAAAGGCACAUAUCGGAAGAGCCGAUUGCUGGGAAGAGGAAAGGUUGGUGUGGUAGUUACACUGGUGGGCGAGCGUCACACAGGAUUCCUGAGCAGAAUGCAGAGCUUGUAAUGUCAUUGUUCAAGUGAAAGCUCUGUUUUCAUGUCAGAAUUCAUUGUCUACAAAAUGAGACCAUCCUGACUACAGCUUAAAACCCUGGCUUCUCGUCCACACCCUCGAUCACCCCAUGGCCACGGGUGGUGCUUCUCUACCUUGAGUCAACUUGGGAGAUACUCGGCUGUGGCACUGGGCUGUUUGGAAAGAGUUAUCCACUCACACUGUCUUAAGCCAGUUAAGUGAUCUGUGCCUUACUGUAACAAGCAAAAACAGCGACUUUAUGUUAAAAAGAAAAAACAAAAGUGUACACAUUCUUAAAUGUCCAGAGAACUGGGGUCAUGUGGGUGCUUCACACCAUUAAAACCUUGAGCAUUGGAAGUUGGCUUUUAAAUGAGACUUCCCAGUAUUAUGAUGGAGACAGUAUUAAAAAUAAGAGAGCAUCAGGUGAACUCCGAAAUUAAAACAAAACAAAACAAACAAACAAACAAACAAAACCCAGGAGUAUCUUUUGCUUUGCCCAAACCAAACUAAAUAUGAGUUCCCUGCUAUUGAGAAUAAAUGUUUCUGCUUGCGUUGUCAUUUUAGACACUGAGCACCAACAAAUUGGAGCUCCCAAAAUAAAUAUUUCUAAGAAGCUGCUUCUGCUCUCUAGAUAAGAGGCUUGAGUAAGUCACAGCGCUGGCCCCGCAUCUCGUGCUUUAUACACCUCUAAAGCGAACUCCAAGCUGUGACUUGUCUUGAGUCUCCCUCAGGCUUUGCAUCUGUGGCAGGUCAGGGGCUAAAGAUAGAAGGACAAAUGCUGGAGCUGCAGUUUUGUUAAAGUGCAGAUGCUGCCGGGUAAAAUACAUCGGUGAUCACCUAGUCUCGCCUAUCUUACCUAUCAGAUUAUGGCAUGCAUACUUUUCCAAUUCAAAGUUAGUAACUCCUUCACUGAGAAAAUAUUUAUUGACUUUUUGUACCAGUCAACAGUAAGGUAUAAUAAUUAAGGAUGUAAGGGUACAGGAGGAAACAAUUACUUAGCUCUGGGGAAUCAAAUUAAAAGGGAAAGGAAUUGCAGGUAUUAAAAUAAUAAUUGAUAAUAAUAAUAAAAUACAGUAAGGAUGUAUUUGCUUAGGUGGUACUCACUGAAGAAUCAACACUGAGAGAUGCUUUUUAAAAACAGCUGCUUUAUUUAAAGUAUGUUCAAACUGCCUAAAUGUUAGCUCUUUUAGUAAUUAUGUGAGUCACUCACAAGAAUGCUGCUAAGAUUCCACUUUAAAUGGCAGAUUUAGAGGCACUGCUUGGCUGAGUCCUUGCUUUGACCACCCCACACCAUGAGCCAUCCCUUGGCAGUAUUGAUGGCCACUUCCCCCAGUUCAGGAGUAACUUAGGGUAUGUAAAGGAGGAGCCCAGUCAUGUUGAUGGGAGUCCAGAUUUUGCAUUAAAAAAAAAUUCUUGGUAGCAGCAUUUUCUAGGUAGCCUUUUUCUUCUUAGCUAAAGGCGUGACUGUUAUUAAGAUCCUAUGAUGAUAUCCAAUGGUGUGACCCAGGAAUACCCAUGAAGUAGUUGUUGGUUAAACAAAAGGAAGAUUCCUGGUCAACAGCAGAUGACUGCGGACAUUCUCGCAAUCAACAGCCCUUCAUUCUCCGCUCAGAUUUCCAGGGCAAGUUCAUCAAUUCUAUGAGCAAAUCACCUCCUGAGAACUCCACUGCUUGGUGUCUUUGAUGUCAAUAGGUCUUCAAUCUGAAAAGAUAUUAGAAAAUCAGAAUAAAAAUUCAAACUGUAAAAUGAACCCCUAAAUGUAGGAUCUCCCCAAGCCUCUCUUAAUGUGGUAGUCACUUUUUUAGUAGUCUAGUUCUCUGUGAGCAUUUCCCCACGCUGAGCCCAGAGUCCUAUUAGUGUCUGUUUUUUAAAGCUUCAAGGACUAGAAAGGCUUUGCAACAGCCUUUCUAGGAUUUGUUUAUAAAAUAGGGGAAUUAUAUAUAUUGAAACAGAAAUAUUUUAUUUUGAAACAUAGGAUUUUGUGCAAUAUUUUUCCUGCAUUGUUUAGUUUAUAUAAAUAUGCACAUCUGCUUUUCUGGCAGAUGCCUUAAGGUCAUGUCUUUCAGUAUUUGCCUAAAACUGUAUGUAGCAAUGUUCUAUGUGAUUUCAGAGAAAUUACUCUUUCUAUUAUUAGCAGAAGUGUUCUUGUUUAUUUAAAAUAAUUGUGGAGAUUGCUUUAUUGUAUCAUAACUAACUGCCUCAGCCACAAUAAAUAUGCAAUAAGAAAAUCAUGUUCCUCUGAUUAGUAUUGACAAUACUGUUACUGCAACAGAAAUGUCUAUGGUACAGAGUGCUGGUUCUAUCUGUGUUCAUUUCACGGCUACUCUGCAGCACAUGAAUCUAAGCGGUAUAUUUAUGUGAUUACCAUGUCUGUAGAUUAUGACAUCCUUUGUGAUGAGUCUUUGUUGAGGCUUAUAAAGGGCAUUGCCAAUACUUUUUGACUGUAAAUUAAUUUUUUGUAUGAUGUAUAGUUUGUUUAGCCUUAGAGCUUCUAUAGAUUUCUACCUUUAUUAUACUUGAAUGAGGCAGAAAGCACUGUGGGCAGUUUGUAACUCUGGAUGCAAAAUGCAGAUAUACCAAAAAUAAAACAAGGUACUGAGCCGCAGCGCUGGCAGAUGUUUUAUAAUCCAGGAGUCCGUGUUUCUCAAGCCAUAUUUUAGUGAAAUGAAGUGACUGAAGAUGUACAACCUUUUAUCUAGACGGUUUAGUCUCAGAUGAUUACCUCUUCGAUGUGUCAAAGGUGUGUGUCCUUUUUAACUUCUGUAUCAGUCCUUAGAUGAGCCUUGAGGACCGUCCUUCCUACCUUCUCGGACCAGGUGAUGUCUAGGACAGAACAAAUCAACUACAUUGUGCGUAUUAGAUGCACUGUCUGUGUGAAGUCACUAUGUUUUAGAUAGAGUAGCUUUCAUAGGUAAUUUUAAGAACUCUUUAAUAAUCAUAUACCAAAAACUAAAACCUAAAUUUUUAAAAUCAGUGAUUACUUAGCUGUGCCUAAAAACUCUUAGACAUAAAGGCCACCUGAGGGACUCAGGAUUUAAUGUUUCCAAAGUUUGUGUUGAUUCCUUUAGCUGAAGAGUUGUUUGCUCAACAUACAACCAGUAGCUCAAAAAAAAGAACCAAAAAAAAACAAAACUAAGCAAAACAAAACAAAUAUUCGUGAGCAGCGAGACAGUGAGACCUGCUUCACUGUCUUGCCCUUGUGGCUACAGUUGAUCAUCUCCAAACUUGAUUACUAUUGGGAGGAUGUUCUGUACAAAAGGAUUGCUUGGGAGUUUUUUAAUAUGCAAAAUAAAAUGUUGAAUGAACUCUGCUUUGCCAUAAAGUACCCAACAAUGUCGUUGAAAAUAAAAUUGGUCACAAUCAA
Apodemus sylvaticus (European woodmouse) is the source of this 7974-nucleotide messenger RNA. It is a transcript of the gene Dennd1b, whose product is annotated as DENN domain containing 1B. NCBI's taxonomy places the organism in Eukaryota, Metazoa, Chordata, Mammalia, Rodentia, Muridae. The record is from RefSeq and is a predicted model, not a curated record. Gene Ontology annotation, molecular function: guanyl-nucleotide exchange factor activity; phosphatidylinositol phosphate binding. Gene Ontology annotation, biological process: T cell receptor signaling pathway; endocytic recycling; endocytosis. Gene Ontology annotation, cellular component: intracellular membrane-bounded organelle; nuclear speck; cytosol. The coding region runs from base 190 to 2517 and encodes 775 amino acids. The transcript has 23 exons.